CCCGUCAGUCUAGGAGGAUAAGAGAAAGAAAGUAAAUCAACUGCAGAAUAUGGCUUUGGGAGUUCCAAUAUCAGUCUGCCUUUUAUUCAAUGCAAUGACUGCACUGACUGAAGAGGCAGCCAUGAUUGUGACACCUCUAAGCACAGUCCAGCAAAGUAACUGGACAGUGAACAAAACCGAAGAUGACUAUGCAGAAGGACCCAUAGCCUUGAGGUUCUCCCACCCUUGCCUGGAAGAUCAUAAUAGCUACUGCAUCAAUGGGGUGUGUGCAUUCCACCACGAGCUAGAUAAAGCCAUCUGCAGGUGUUUUACUGGUUAUACUGGAGAAAGGUGUGAGCACUUGACCUUAACUUCAUAUGCUGUGGAUUCUUAUGAAAAAUACAUUGCAAUUGGGAUUGGUGUUGGAUUAUUAUUAAGUGGUUUUCUUGCAAUUUUUUACUGCUACAUAAGAAAAAGGUGUCUAAAACUGAAGUCACCUUACAACAUCUGUUCUGGAGGGAGACCACUGUGAGGCCUUGUGGGCAUUUUCAUCGAGUUGUUUGUGAAACUCAGUGGACCCCAAAUUGAAAUCCUCAAAUGAAACAACAAAAACAUCCAAAUGACUAGACUUGAAAAGAAUGAAAGUUGGGAUCACAGUGAAAUGAGAGGAAAAGAUUCAAUAUUGGUCUUUAGACUUUGCCAUCAUUAGAAUCCAGGGAAGCCAAGAGAAUGAACUACAAAGGCAGAGGUCAAGUUUGUAGUCCUAAUCUGGGUUUGUUGUUGUGUGGUUAUUAUUCUCACUGCAGAAAAAUUGUGUUUGAUGCUUCUGACCGUGUCAGAUGUAGGUUUUCCUGGGAAUAACCGUCAACUUUGGAGCAAGCCACAGCUAUUCCAAAUUCAGCCUGCUACCCAGCUUUUGGACAACCUAAAUGCCUCUCUGUUCACUCAAUGGACCUAAUCCCAAGCAUUCUGUUUUUAUGGUAUCUAAAGGCGUUUAAUCUCAAUUUUUAGGGUAAUAUCAGUGUUAUGGCAUCUUGAGUGAACCAAUCAUAUGUCUUAAGUCUAAACCAUUGAAAAGAAAUGAAUGACCAAAACAAACAGAAAUCACACCUACCUUGUUACAAUAUUGUACAACUUUUAUCUGUGAAACAUGGAAUAAGCUAAAAGACUUUCUCAGGACUGAAAGCUACCUGGAUAUCAAAUCCAGAGUAGGCUAAGCAUUUCUUUUCCAUAUGGAUUAUAAAAUAUUCUGUUGGACUUAUUUGUUCCCUAAAUACACUUGUUUGUCACUUCCACCGAUUAUCAGUGGAAUUAACUGAUGACCAUCCAUUUGAACUGAAACCCAAGAAUUCUGCUAAUGACUAAAAGUCUACAACUGGUCCUGAAGUAGAAACUGAAGAACUAGAUAUGAGAGUUUUUUCACCAGCCAACAGCAUGGGGAAACUUCACCAUUUCUGAACAGAUUUGCACACAGAAAAACAAUGGAGCAAUGGUAGAAAUAACUAUUUGGGAACUAAGGUCCUUCCUUUUUAACUAUAUUUCUUCUACAUAAUUCAACAGUCUUGUGCAGGCCCCUUAAUUUCCUGGGGCUUUUGUUUUGUCUUCUACAAGGCUGUUGUGGUUCGAGAAUUUGACAGUAAGAGAAGAAGGAAAUUUUCUUUAUCUGCCCUGCAAGAGACAGACAGAAGGGACAAUUCUAUCAUCGAACCAACCUCUAAGCCCCAAACACAUCACUGUGUGUUUGGAUACACACUAUCUUAAGUGUAUAUUUUAGUGUGCAAUUUAUACAAUAAUAAUUUAUUUUUAAGAGCAAUAUGAAAUGAAAUUAAAGAAUAAUAACACAAAUGAU
Molecule: messenger RNA, 1828 nt
Organism: Sciurus carolinensis (gray squirrel)
Lineage: Eukaryota; Metazoa; Chordata; Mammalia; Rodentia; Sciuridae
Gene: Epgn
Product: epithelial mitogen
Exons: 5
Coding region: 50-511 (153 amino acids)
Biological process (GO): epidermal growth factor receptor signaling pathway; positive regulation of mitotic nuclear division; positive regulation of cell population proliferation
Source: RefSeq, a predicted model, not a curated record